Messenger RNA from Scheffersomyces amazonensis, 4199 nucleotides. RefSeq names its product transcription factor TFIIIC subunit. The transcript has a single exon. Lineage: Eukaryota; Fungi; Ascomycota; Pichiomycetes; Serinales; Debaryomycetaceae. Gene Ontology annotation, biological process: transcription initiation at RNA polymerase III promoter; 5S class rRNA transcription by RNA polymerase III. Gene Ontology annotation, cellular component: transcription factor TFIIIC complex. Gene Ontology annotation, molecular function: DNA binding. The record is from RefSeq and is a predicted model, not a curated record. The coding region runs from base 209 to 4063 and encodes 1284 amino acids.
UCAGUGAUAGGGCAUCUCAUAAAUUUUUAAAAUUUCAAUUUUCAGUUGAUGAUCCAUCUUGCGACACCUGGAGAAAUGUCGCGCUGAGCACCCAUAAACAAGACAGACAUUUAUUGUACUAUGUAUUUGUUUAUCUUUAAUUAUACAUACUUAUCUGAACCAGUAAGUAAGUCCGAGUUAAUUGUCAAUUGUCGGAAUUGCCUAAAUAAUGCUGUUCAAUUGUCCUCCUUCGGACUUAGUCUCGUAUGUACUAGAAACUUUAUCUUUUUCAGGAACCAAUGGAUGCUCAUUACUGGACAUGUGGACUAGUAUAGCUAGUCGACUUAAUCUGGAUAUUAUAGAUGAAUUUCAAAAACAAAUCAUUUGGCAAUGGUUAUUCUUUAGUGAGAAUGAUAAUUCCAAUAAUGUCAAAUUGUAUGUGACUAAAAAUAAAGUAUCAUUAAUUAUAUUACCUAAUUAUUCUCAAUUUAUAAUAAAGGAAGGUGAUGAAAAAUCCAUUAAUGUAAUGCCUACAGAUGAUACACAAUGGAGAUAUCUCACAGGUCUUGAAUAUACAAGAAAGGCUCGAGUUCAAUUAGGUGAUAAACCCUUUGAAUUAUUAUGUGAAAUAGCCAAAAGUGGACCUUCAGGUAUAUUAUCAGCAGAUCUAUGUAGAGCUACUGGUCAAGAUCCUAAAUCUUUAACAUUAAGAUUCAAGAAAUUGCAAGAUGCUGGUUUAAUAGUAAGGAAUUUUGUUUAUGACACUAAAUCUCGUCAACAUACAAGUUUACUCAUACAUUCUAGUUUUGCUAAAGUUACUAAAUCUUCAGUAGAUACUACUGAAGAAGAAUCAUUUCGAAAUGUAGUUAAAGCCAGACAAUAUAUUGUACAAUCAGUUAAGACUGCUCCCAACAAUAUUCGAAGCUUUAGAGAUCUAAAGCGAGAAUUAAACCUUCAUAAGAAUCGAUCAUCAUCCAAAUUCUUUGGUUCAAUCAUUGAAUCAUUACAUCGAAAUAAGUAUGUAGAAAGAAUAAUGGUUAAAUCCCCUGAUGACGAAAGAUUAAUCUACUCAAUUAAAUAUUUACGUGAUUUACCCAAAGAUCCUUAUGAUUUAGAUGUGUUUGUAGAUGUGUUUAAUCAAGACACAUCAUCUGAUGAUGUAGAACAAACGUUUGAUUUACUGGCUGAUAUUCAAAGUUUUGGGAAACCACUAUAUAAUAGUUUCUUCCCUAUCACCAAUCAAAUCCAUCAGUUAGCUGCUAAUGAAAAAUCAGCUGGUUUGAUUUCUUCAGAAUUACUAAGAAACUUAACAGGUGUAUCAACUUAUCGUCCAUUUUCAAGAUUAUUAGAAAAUAUAACUAGUUUCAAUACUGAUGGAACAAAUCUUAAACCAUUAAAGAAAUAUCCUGAUGAAUACGUUGAGCAUUCAGUGGUAAGAAUGUAUGAUAAUGAUGGGAAAUUCAAAUACUAUAAGUAUUAUACCAAACCGCACGUAAAUCAUACUAUGAAAGCUCAUAGUGGUAAACCACCCAAACAACCAACACCUCUGAAUAAAUCAUUACAACAAUUAAAUGAAAAGGAAUUCACACCUUUGGAGAAGAUUGCUCGUGGUGACUUUGCAACCACAAUGAAGAGAAAGAGUGAGGAAGUAGAUGCUACACCCAAGAAGAAGAAGAAAGCUUCUACUCCUAAAUCAUUAAAGAAUUUACAAAUAGAUAUGAAUGUUGAUGAUGUCCCAAUAGGUAGGAAGCGUGGAAGGCCCAAGAAAGUUAUAGAUUAUACGGAUCUGGAUGAUAUUGGAGCUGAUGAAGUAUCAGGAGAACCUGACUAUAAUCCAAUAGUACUUCCAAGCGAUAAUGAUGAUGAAGAAGAUGAUCUUGAAGAAGGUAACGUAGAUGAUGAAGACGAAGAUGUAGUGCCAAAGAAGGGAAAGAGAGGUUCUAAGGCAAAGUCAAAGACCAAACUGGUGGCUGAUACAGAAGGUGAAACUUCAAUUGAACAAAUUACUACUCCAUCCAUAGAAGAAGUAGUCGUUGAGUCUGUAACUCCAGAGCUUAAACCUAUCACAGUCAAUAUUGAAAAGAUAUCCCAUAAAAGGAGUAACCGACCCGAGAAGCUAGUUGUUUCUUCAUUAAAAUCAGCCAGAAGAAGAUCAGCAUUAAUUGAUAUAAUUAGACAAUUAGGAGGUGUUACUUAUACUACAGCUAAACUUCGUCGACUGUUAGAUGAUGUUCUAGGUAGUAAAACAACCACUGAUCUUAAAACUUUAGCUCGGGAUAUAUCUAGUCUUAUUGCCACUGGAGAAUUAAUUGCUGAAGAGAUUGAAUUCUCAAGAGGUGGACAAGAUGUUACACGAAAGAUAUUGAUCUUGACUGAUGAAAGAUAUAAGCCUACUAAAGAAUUAAUUGAUAAGGCUAAGAGUGAUUGUAUAACUGAUAAUGGAGGUACACCUAAACCACUUCGUCAUCGUGUGGUUGAAUCAGAAGUUACCUUUUAUAAUAUGGAAAGACCAAGUCCAAUAGUUCCACAAUCUAGAUUACUGUCAUUAUCAGAAAAGACUACUACCACCAGAAGAACUAGAAAGAAGAGAGUCAAGAAAGAAGCCAUAAUUGAAGAAGAACCAAGUGAAACAAAUGCAACUCCCGAAACUCUUGAAACUCCAGGUGCUGAAUCAAUGUCAAACUUGGUAACCAAGAAAUAUAGAGGUAAAUCAAGACCUAAGAAGAAAACAUCAUCUGGUAGUGGUCUGGGUAAAGAAGCUAGCGUUAGAGCUAGAAGAAGACUUAAAUUUACUCUGAAAUUUGAUAAGUCUGAUGCCACAACUCUUUUCCGAUCGAUUGUUAUUUCAAAGACUCUUAAACGAGGUCCUAUAGAUUUUGAAGAAAUUGCUGAUUUAUUUGAUGGGAUAGAUGCAAAGACUAUUAAACAAAAAUGGACAGUAGUUCGGAAACUGGUAGGAGGUUUAGCUGCAGUAUCUAAAGGAAUGGAAGAUUUUGAAAGAAUCAUUAUAAAAGGUAUAGAUGAUGAAUUAGUAUCGGCCGAAGAUUUACAGAAUUUGAAAUUCACAUUCUUUUUAGAUUUAUGGAAAGAUGCUGAUGGUACUACCAUUGAUGUUAUAGAUAAGACUCCAUUAUAUUUCUCAGUAGAUGAUAAUCUUGAUACUUAUAAUAGAGUUGAAACUGGAGAUAAUCAAUUAGAUUUGUAUGAAUUAUUGGAAGAUAAUUCUAUGAGACAAAAGGAAUUAUUACUUGCUGGAUUAACCUUCUUUGAUAUUCCAGCUCAAGAACUUAAACCUAAAGAGAAUGAUCAUCUUAGAACUGUUCUUAAGGCUAUCUUUUCUACUUCAGAAGAAAGUUUCUCUAUGACUCGAGUUAGUCAACUCUUAUCUGAAUAUGGAGAUGAUGUAACCCUUCAAACUUCAACAGCUUUAAUGAGAGAUCGUGAAAUGGUAUAUGCCAAAGUUGAUGAUUCAACCACUCGAUUUGUAUUGACUGAUAAGGUUAGUAAUGCCUUAGCAGUUAAGCUUGGACCUAAAUUUCUUAAACAAGCGGCUAGUUUUAAGAAUGAUGCUGAAGAGAUAUUUGAAGCUUCUAAGGGAUUAAUCUUAUCUCAAGGUAUUCUGAAUGGACAAAUGGCUUCUUUACUUUCUUUAUUAUCUUCCCGAGCAGCAUCAAUGACUCAUAUCGAUAAGACUUAUGUAUUUGAAGGUUAUGAAUCAAGAUUAAUUGAUAAAGAAAAGUUGGCGUGUGACAUUGUUAUCUAUAAAGGUAUUAAGUAUACUUCACAUCAAGAGCUUAAAAAAGUAUCAGUACCAACUGGAAAGGCAUGCUCUCAUAUAUGGAUAGAUUUAGAUGGUAACAUCAAUAAUCAAUUAUGGAUUAAAAUCAUUGUUUCUAUACUUUACUAUAUCCACUUCCGUCCUGGUAUACCAAGGUAUACUAUACAAGCUAAGCUACAAGCAGUUCUUGGACAUGGAGAUUUUCAGGCAGUUAUGGAUUGGUUAUUGGCUAGUCAAUGUAUACAUGAAGGACUAUUUGGAUCUUACUGGGUUGAUGAUUCAUGGUAUACUAUUUUGGGUGUAUAAGUUAUGUAUUAUGUAUUAUGUAUUAUGUAUUAUGUAUGUGUGUAUGGAUGUUUUGAUCUGUACUGCACACAAGACCCGUCUCCCCAUCGGAAAGUACAAUAUUUUAAUAAUUUUAUUUUUAUUUUUAUUUUUCAAA